UGGAGUUCAGAUUUUAGCAAAAACAGAAGAAGAGGUCAAGAGAUAGUGGUGAAGAAUAGAGGAUAGAAAAUAGGGAGAAAACGUAUGACUGGAAGGCAGUGGGUGAUGGCAACCCCUAGUCAACUACAGAUAAGACGUGACCUUUGCUCCUCUACUGCACCAAGCCCUUUUGUUUGCUUGCUGCAGUCACUGGUCAAAGUCUGAGCGACAGUGCUGGGAGUCUAUAUCAUGUAUGCACGUGUCUGAGUGACUCCUUACUCUGUCCUCCGACUGACGAGGCUGCUUACUUGUCUCUCCUGCCAGUGUCACUCCGACACCAGCAAAUCCAGCACCUCACCCUUCGUCUGGGCCAUGCCGUCCGGAACCUGUGUCUCCAUUCUGUUCUGCCUCUCCCUUGGGCCGGUGGCGAUCCUCAGCCAGGAGGCUGAUGCCCGCCAGGCGCCCACCCAGAUGCCCGUCACCCCUCAGCAGGAGCCCCACGAAUCCGGCUGGGGGCUGAAUGCCAUCCGCCAGAGCUUCCAGGCUGUCAACGGCUACUUCGAUUCGAUGGUGGAGCUGAUGGGAGGUCGCAAUGGCGUGUGUCAGUACCGCUGUCGAUACGGUAAAGCUCCUCUGCCACGGCCGGAUUACAAGACCCCCGAACCCAAUGGGUGUAGCUCAUCCCUGCUUGGUUUCCAGGUACCAGAAAGUCUCGAUGUAGGAAUCCCAGCCAUGACAAAGUGCUGCAACCAGCUGGACCUAUGCUACGACAUCUGCGGCUCCAAUAAGUACCGUUGCGACUCCAAGUUCCGGUGGUGCCUUCAUGGAAUCUGCUCCGACCUCAAAAGAAGCCUGGGCUUCGUGUCCAAGGUCGAAGCCUGCGAGACAGUGGCUGACACCCUGUAUAACACGGUGUGGACACUUGGCUGCAGACCCUACAUGAACAGCCAGAGGGCAGCGUGCUACUGUGAAGGGGAGGAGAAGGAUGAGCUGUAGAUCGAUUCCCAACGGGUCCUCAGUGCUCAGAGAAGCUCAGAAGAACCAAACCAUGGACGACGCAGGUGCCAAAUGACAUGCUGUAGGACAACACAGUUCACAGUCCAGACCAACAUGGCCUGCAGGCAGUGAAUGAGACUGCAGAGAAUGAGAAUCACAUCAAACCUCUUUUUUUUUCUUUCUUUGAACAACAUCGAUCUGACAGCUGAAGAAAUGGCUUUGGUUCAUUUGGGGACCAAUCAAUAUGGCUGCUUCCAUCACCGAGGGAACAGAUGGUUACAGUAUAGACUAAACUGCUGGUCACUGACAAAGUGGUGUCGCUAGGCUUCUUCCAGAAGCAGCAUUUAAAACCAGCCUAAUUCAGAGAGAUUUAAGGACGGGCCAUAUUUUGGGCGCAUUCAAUGUGCUGAAACAGAAAAACGUAUAGUGUCAAAUUAAAGAGUGUGUGUGUUUAUGUGUGUGUGUGUGUGUGGGGGGGGGGGUCUUAAAUUAGUUUAUUUAAGUUGAAAGCAUUUACAGGCUGAAUAAUGCAAAUGAUAUUUUUUUUGCUAUUGUAAGUUUUAAAUGUCGCAUAUAAAGUCCUAAAGUCCUUAAGUGGAUUAGUUUAUAUUAAGAACAUCUAUAGCAGUUUAUUCUGUAUAAUACACAGAGAUCUU
This is a messenger RNA of Paramormyrops kingsleyae, 1631 nucleotides long. NCBI's taxonomy places the organism in Eukaryota, Metazoa, Chordata, Actinopteri, Osteoglossiformes, Mormyridae. The record is from RefSeq and is a predicted model, not a curated record.